This is a messenger RNA of Colletotrichum karsti, 972 nucleotides long. RefSeq lists its product as uncharacterized. The transcript has 2 exons. Lineage: Eukaryota; Fungi; Ascomycota; Sordariomycetes; Glomerellales; Glomerellaceae. Bases 1 to 972 code for a protein of 323 amino acids. The record is from RefSeq and is a predicted model, not a curated record.
AUGGUCACCUGGCGUGUAUCACAAGGCCUGGCCCUCCUGGCCGGCCUGGCUCUCUCCCAAGCCGCCAUCCUCCCCCGCGAGAGCAACCCUCCCAACAUGGCCCUCCGUCCCUGGGUCACCGUCGGAGCCGAGGGCGCCACCAAGACGAUCACGCCCACCAUCAACGACGGCAAGACGACGUCCACCUUCCCGGGGAGCACCACGCUCCCGACGGCCGACGCCAAGGGCGAGGGCUCCUUCCUGCUCUGCAACCCGGCCGCGGGCUCCGGCGGGCUCACGCAGCCGAUCUGCGCGCCGGCCAAGAACAGCGAGGUGGAGGGCGGCAAGACGUAUUUCGGUGAGCCCUUCACCUGGGACGCCUCCCUCUUCCCCUCCCCCAACACCGUCGUCCAGAUCCAGGGAGACUACGGCGUGAACAAGUUCAUGAAGGAGCCCGGCCACGGCUUCACCUCGCUCGAGAUCUCGGCGUCCCAGGGCUUCUUCGCCUGGUCCGUCCUGAAGUAUGAGAUGCCCGUCGGCGAGGUCCUCGACGUGCAGCUGUUCCUGGCCGUGCCCGCCACCAACGGCAGCAUCACCUCCCGCGAGCCCGGCCCGAAGGUGCGCGUCGUGAGGAGGGAAAAGGCAGAUGAGCCGCUCCGCCGCCGCGCCAACGUUUUCGGGAUCGUCCUUCCGGUCAUCUUUGGCGUGUUGGCCCUGGGCGGCAUCGGCUGGUUCGUCUGGUGGUACGGCAGGAAGAAGGGCAUGUUCACGUCCCGCAGCCAGGGUUAUGGUGUGGGAAAGAGCCGUGGACAGAGAACGGACGGCCUCCGGCUCGCGGACGGCACGUUCACGUCGGCGAAUCGUGGUGGUGUCGAGAUGAUGCCGCCUCCGAGACCCCCGCCGCCGAGUACCCAGACCACCGGCACGGUCAACGCAUUCCGCCAGGAGAUCGACAGACAGGAGCGCAAUGAUAAGGCUCUGAGUAUGAUGUGA